UUCUCCAAACCGGCCAGGGUGGCGCCGUCCCGCACCCUGGACAGCAGCCCCGGGCUGGCGGCUUCCCGGCGCUAACGGAAGGGCCGAAAGAGGAGCCCUUUGGCAGGCGAGCCGGGAGGGGGACUCGUUCUGACACGCCAGGGGGCCCACGGAGCCUUCGCCGGACCUUCCUCGGGGAAGGGCCGGCAGCUUCAGAGGAUUCCCUCCCCGCCACCCGGGGGUCCCGCUCCGUGCCGCCGCCGCAACGAGAGAACAAAGGCCUCGAGUCCGCCUCGGAGAGGGGCGGCGGCCAGACCUUUCCUGCGGCCAAGGAGACCCAACGCCGAAAGAAAGGAAGGAAGAAAGGAAGGAAGAAAGGAAGGAAGGGGGGGUCUGGGCCUCCGGGCGGGCUCACCGAGGGCGGCGGCGGCGGCGGCAGUUCCUUCCGGGCGGGCAGCGAAGGUGGCGUGUCAGGCGUCGCGGGUUCCUCCUCGGUACUUCAGACAGAGGGAUAUGCCUCCUCGCUCUGCCCGCUCUCGCCGGCCGGCCUAGAAGCGCGUUAGCAGCCGCGCCGCUGCCUCCCGGAAGAUCCCGCUGCGAGCGACGCGGCUUGUCCGGGACGGGGCGUAGCGGCACAGGGGGCGCUGUGUGCUUGUAUGGAACUACUUUUCGGGCGGAGGGAUUUUUCUUGCCGCAGAGCAAGAGGGACUGCAAUAAAAGACGAACUUCCUAAAGCGGGAGUCACGGCCAUUGAGAUCCCCCUGCAAUCGCCGGGUGCGGCUGGAAGGUUCCGGCCUUGAAGAGUACCGGCAUCGCGCGCUGAGGGGCGGCGGAGGCUCCUCCCCCCGCGCAGCUUCUCCCCGGGUGAGGGGGCUCCUCCUCGCCUGGGGCGCUGCUCUGAAUGGCCGCGGCCCCCGCAGUGCUCGGCGGGGGCCUCUCUCACGGCGCCCGGCUUGUGCCUUGAGGAGAGGCGGGGCGGGGGUACCCCUCCGGCAAGAGGAGGGGCGGCCUCGCGCGUGACGACGCUUCGCUGGGCUCGGGGUGCGAAGCCCCCGGAGGGACCGGCCUGAUGGCUACGCGGCCCCUUCCCGACUGACUGCCUGCGGAGAGGACCGGGGGACAGCGGUGUCCCCGCCGGCGCCCUCGCUGCAAGGCAGGCGGGGCGGGCGGCGCGCUCCGGUGGGAGGGAGGGAGGGAGCUCCAGCGCGGCGCGCCCCCGUCUGCCUCGCUGCUUGUCUGUCGGUCCCGCCGUGCACGAGCCGGGCGCUCCCGUCGCGCCGCCAUCUUCCUUCCGUCUGUCCGUCCGCCCGCCCGGGCGACCCUUUGUUUCCCUCCCUCCGCGCUGCUAGGUGAGCCCGGACGGGGCGACAGAGCCAGGUGCGCCCCCUGGGGGGGAACCAUGUCCCGUCGGAAACAGACCACCCCCAAUAAAGUUCACUAUCAUGCUGGAAAGGAUGCGAAGGGCGGAUUGGUCAGGCCACCGUUGCUUUGCAGGAAGGGUUUGGGGGAAGCUGUUUUGGGGAAUGGACCCCAGGCAUUAGUCCCAUUCUGGGCCAUCUUCAGGGGAGCAAGUCUUUGCUGGGUUAGAAGAACACACACGACAGGCCAUGAUGAGAAGGGGCUUCCCUGGGCUGCUUGGAGCUCAGGCACCACUGACACACCAGCCACUGCUGCUGCUGCCACCAGAGAAGGACUCCAGCAGCUGUGAUAGUGAUGGGGAGGGGGAGACCACACAGGAUGAGGUCUCCUCCCAUGCUUCCGAGGAUGAUGGAACAAUGGCGGUGGCAGUGAAAAAGGAACUGGAGCCUCCUGAGCAGCUGGGCAGCAGCCAACAGGUGACUCGAGACCACGAGGUGGGUUUGAAUGCCAGCCCAGAUGCCCUGAUGGGGCUCUCCCAAUGUCCCCUCUGCCAGCUGGAGUGCGGAAGCAGGGAACAGCUUGUCACCCAUGUGUAUCAGCACACGGCAGCGGCAGCUGUGGUCAGCGCCAAGAGCUACCUGUGUCCUGUCUGUGGCCGCACACUCAGCUCGCCGGGCUCCUUGGGCAGGCACCUGCUCAUCCACUCCGAGGACCAGCUGUCCAACUGUGCGGUGUGUGGGGCCCGCUUCACCAGUCAUGCCACUUUCAACAGUGAGAAGGUGUCAGAAGUGCUGUGUGGGGAUGCCCUGCCCAUUCCUCUCCCCGAGGCUUCUUCUGGUGCCGGAGAAAAAGCAGGUGCUGCUGCUGCUCUCAGUCCCACGGUGUAUCCCGCUGGCAUCCUCCUUGUGUGCAACAGCUGCGUGACUUACCGCAAGCUUCUGGAAGCUCAAGCCCCAGGUGUUCGCAAGUGGGCCCUGCGACGGCAGAAUGAGCCCCUGGAGGUGCGGCUGCAGCGCCUGGAGCGAGAGCGCACAGCCAAGAAGAGUCGCCGAGACAACGAGACGCCAGAGGAGCGUGAAGUGAGGCGCAUGCGGGACCGUGAGGCCAAACGCCUGCAGCGUAUGCAGGAGACAGAUGAGCAGCGCGCACGCCGCCUGCAGCGGGACCGCGAAGCCAUGCGUCUCAAGCGGGCCAAUGAGACCCCUGAGAAGCGGCAGGCUCGCCUCAUCCGGGAGCGCGAAGCCAAGAGGCUGAAGCGCCGCCUGGAGAAAAUGGACAUGAUGCUGCGGGCUCAGUUUGGCCAGGACUCUUCUGCCAUGGCUGCGCUAGCCGCUGAGAUGAACUUCUUCCCGCUGCCGGUGGGCGGCCUAGAGCUCGAGGGGCAACUGCUUGGCAAGAUGGCCUUUGAGGAGGCGAGUCCCAGUGCCCUGCGCUGAGGCGGGAAAGCGGCUGUUGCUGCUGGGGCUCUGCUGCCCUGCCAAUGAAGCAUGGUAGGGGAGUGUGACCAGUGACAAAGGGUGGGGCACGCUGCCUGUGAACGGAAACAGGGAAAAUAAAUUAACUGUACGCA
Molecule: messenger RNA, 2908 nt
Organism: Rhineura floridana
Lineage: Eukaryota; Metazoa; Chordata; Lepidosauria; Squamata; Rhineuridae
Gene: ZNF821
Product: zinc finger protein 821
Exons: 8
Coding region: 1587-2774 (395 amino acids)
Biological process (GO): regulation of transcription by RNA polymerase II
Cellular component (GO): nucleus
Molecular function (GO): RNA polymerase II cis-regulatory region sequence-specific DNA binding; DNA-binding transcription factor activity
Source: RefSeq, a predicted model, not a curated record